This is a messenger RNA of Astyanax mexicanus (Mexican tetra), 4227 nucleotides long. Its product is annotated as zinc finger protein 239-like. The record is from RefSeq and is a predicted model, not a curated record. NCBI's taxonomy places the organism in Eukaryota, Metazoa, Chordata, Actinopteri, Characiformes, Acestrorhamphidae. Gene Ontology annotation, biological process: central nervous system development; regulation of transcription by RNA polymerase II. The coding region runs from base 449 to 1135 and encodes 228 amino acids. Gene Ontology annotation, cellular component: nucleus. Gene Ontology annotation, molecular function: DNA-binding transcription factor activity, RNA polymerase II-specific; RNA polymerase II cis-regulatory region sequence-specific DNA binding. The transcript has 2 exons.
AGCCGAGCUUCAAGUUUUAGUAGUAUGGAUUAUAGUGUAAAGUGUGAUACUACUAAAGUAGUAGUAUAACACUGUAUUCAGUGCUCAGGACAGCAGCAGUGUUUCUGCUACAUACAUUUUGCAGCUGCAGCCUGCUGACAGUCAAGAUACAACUACAUAUUAAAAUGUCUGUGAAUUUAUAAUGGGAUAAAAGUACUGAAGCCUUUAUUGUAGUAUGAAGGUGUCCCAGUAGUUUUCUCCAUAUAGUGUAACUAAUGUAGGUAAUUAUUUUUGGUUAAUUGACCUGCUUUUAUUUUAAUACACAAAAAAUGUUUUCUUUGUUUUUCCAGAAUAAACAACCAGGAUAUUUAAUAAAGAACAGUGUUAAACUGCUGAAAGAGGUGAAGCACAAGCCAUCCAGAAGAAUCUCCUGAAAACGCGGAAAUUGUUUGCUACAUUUCACAGACAGAUGGAGCCAAGUCCCAACAUGGAGAAACAUCAGCACUCUGUCAAGAGUUUUACUAAACAGAGUCAUCUCAAAAGACACCAGCGCAUUCACACAGGAGAGAAACCGUAUCACUGCUCAGACUGUGGGAAGAGUUUUACUAAACAGAGUCAUCUCAAAAGACACCAGCGCAUUCACACAGGAGAGAAACCGUAUCACUGUUUCGACUGUGGGAAGAGUUUUACUCAACAGGGUCAUCUCAAAAUACACCAGCGCAUUCACACAGGAGAGAAACCGUAUUACUGCUCAGACUGUGGAAAGAGUUUUACUGAACAGAGUACUCUCAAACUGCACCAGCGCAUUCACACAGGAGAGAAACCGUAUCACUGUUUCGACUGUGGGAAGAGUUUUAAUCAACAGAGUAAUCUCAAAAAACACCAGCGCAUUCACACAGGAGAGAAACCGUAUCACUGCUCAGACUGUGGGAAGAGUUUUACUAGACAGAGUGAUCUCAAAAAACACCAGCGCAUUCACACAGGAGAGAAACCGUAUCACUGCUCAGACUGUGGGAAGAGUUUUACUAAACAGAGUCAUCUCAAAAAACACCAGCGCAUUCACACAGGAGAGAAACCGUAUCACUGUUCAGACUGUGGGAAGAGUUUUACUUUACAGAGUGAACUUAUAUUACAUCAGUGCAUUCACAAGAGAUAGAAAAGUAUCCCAAAUCUGUUCCUCUGCCAUAAAAAAUGCAAACCUUAAAUCUUUCAGACAGCCAAAAACACCUCAUCAUGCACAAAAUCUUCACUCUGUUACAAGAACUUCAUUUAAAAUGGCUUUUACAGGUUCAGAAAAAUGAAUCUUAUCCAGAGAUGAUGUUUACUGAAUUUCAUGCUGUGUUUUUAUGUAUGUUUGUAUACCUACAUUAGUUAAUGCCUGCAGAGCUCUUCAACACUUAGUGUUGUGUUUUAAGAAGUUUUUACACACAGAAUCAUAAAUGGUACCACUAACAGCAUAAACUAGGAACAUACAUUUUUACAAUUUUUUCAGUGAUAUGCUGAAUAAAUAGUAAAGCGAUGAUGCUAGCUCAGAGUAAAAUCGUAUAUUAAAUCUCAGCAUUAGCUUUAGAACUAAUAAUAAACAAAAGUGAGGAUUUUAUCAUUCUGGGACAUUUUUAGGUUUAAAAAUUGAAUAUGCUUUGCCAUAAGUAGGAAAUGAUCAUUUGGUCAACUUAUGUCAUUUACAGCCUUAACACAUUCUCAAUUGUUUACAUAUAAAAACUUUCUUUAUUUUUUCCUCCACUCCACGUUUGUAGUUUGUAGUUGGAGCGAGGGCACUGCCAGUGUUUGCUCCAGAUGUUAGAUUAGCAUUACUUAGUCUUUUAAAAUGUAGAUGUCGUAGUUUAAAGGAGUAGAGUAUUCUUAGGAGUAGAGAAUAUUCUUAGCUUGCAACAAAAGGCCAACAAAAUCCUUUUCAGAGUUAAAAAAAAAAAAAACGGUCUAGCUGUAGUUUCCAUACUGAAAGCAACACUCAGCAGGCUAUGCAGCAGUAAGACUGCAGGAUCCUUGAUUCCCUCUACUGCACAUGUGUCAAACACAAGGCCCGCGGGCCAAAUGUGGCCACAUACAAGCGAGAGCUUGUAAGAUCUUAGUGUCUAUAAUAAAUAGGUCAGAAGCGUUCUUUGACCAAAAACUACAUUUCCCACAAUGCUUGUCGAUUGUAUUACCCGCGAAGUUACGGCUUACUGCCACUACACGGGAGUGUAGUCAUUGAUGUGGAAACCCUGCCGGAGGGAAGGCGUAACUUCGCGGGUGGAAUUGAGACAUACAAACGUUUAUCCCAUAAUGUCCAGAAAAAGAGAAGCUGAUGCAGACGGACGGCUGUGCUUCGGCGAAAGACCGGUAUGCCUUUUGUGUUACGAAGAGUGUUACUGACCAAAAUAAACGCUUGUUAGGAGAGAUAUAAGUUCUGUGUAAAUAUUUAUAAGACAAUAGCUGACAAAAUCUGUUUUAAUGAUGUUAAUAAACAUCACUGUGACAGUGCUAGUCACAGUUUCACCACAGCAAAGGAGGAGCACGUGAAUCACUAAUCUAACCAGCCCUGAUUUCUGCCCCCAAUAACCCUUUCAAUAACCUCCAAUAGCCUUUAAUUAGUCUUCAGUAGCCUUCAACAGUCUAACCUUGCAGCUGUUGUGUGUUCUAAACUCCGUAGUUAUAAACAUCCUGAGGUUAGCAGCGCGCUAACUGACCUGUUUAUAAUGUAAUCCCAGCAGUGACGGCUGCUCUAAACUGCUGCUGUUAGCUGCUUGGGCUGAAAGAUGAACUGUAGAGAGCUGUAUUAUCCGGUUAGUGGGGUUAAAAUCUUUAUUUUCUACACAGAAGAAUUUUAAAAACUGUAAAAACGCUCCAGACUGCCUCAGCUGAGCCCUGUAGACCGUGGCUGGGCUGUAGCUCUGACUCAGUAAAGACUGCGGGCUUGUGCUGCUGCUGCAGCUCCGACUAGUGGUUGUAUGUGGAACUGCUAAAUCUGAGGAAAUGCUAAAUCUAUCACAUGUUCUUAACAGCUCACAAUUUUUAAUUUUAUAUUUAUUAAGCCUUAUUUCAGUAUCAAACGUUUUGAUCAAAGUUAAUAUACUUGUAUUUAAUGUCAUUUCUAUUCACUUGACUAGUUUGGUUCUUGAUUGAUGGAGUUUUUGGAUUUCAUAACAUGACAAAUUUACGGUGGCCGAGAAAGCCCAGCGCAGUGCAAAUUGAAAAGCGCUGCAAAAGCACAAAACACAUCCAUCAAAAUUACAACACAGGCGCAGCAAAUAGAAAAACGCGCUGCAAAUAGAACCACAACACAACGGAAGUGAGUCACAACACAACGGAAUUUUCCCGGGGGACCUUAAAAGAUGCUGUACCAGCUGUAUACACAGGACAAUAAGUGGCAAACAAGCUUCUGAAAAGUAAGUUAUGUUUAUUACCUGUGAUUACCACGGUUGUGUGCAUAUUAUUAAAAGUUCUGCUUCACAAAACACCUUGUUUGCCACUUAUUGUCCUUUGUACACAUAGUGAAGUCCGAGACGUUACUGAAGACGCAGCUUAGCUGGUACAGUAUCUUUUAAGGUCCCCCGGGAAAAUUCCGUUGUGUUGUGACUCACUUCCGUUGUGUUGUGGUUCUAUUUGCAGCGCGUUUUUCUAUUUGCUGCGCCUGUGUUGUAAUUUUGAUGGAUGUGUUUUGUGCUUUUGCAGCGCUUUUCAAUUUGCACUGCGUUGGGCUUUCUCGGCCACCGUACAAAUUAAAAGGAUUUAUGUUAAUAGAGCAACAAGCAAACAUUUUUUCCAUGCAACUGUAAUAUUUGAUUGAAUAAAUAGUAUAUUGAGUUAUUUAACAUUAAGGAGUAAUUACAUUCAUUUUAUAUUACAUUUGAUUACAUUUUAUUACAUUUAUAAGUUCCAUCUGGCCCUCAGUGGACAGCCAAUAUGCCAAUGUGGCCCUCGGCCAAAAUGAGUUUGACACCCCUGCUCUACUGGUUUUCUCAUUGGUCUAUGGUUCAGUCAGUCUGAUUAAAAAUCUGCAAGUUAAUCUACAGGGAUAUUUGGUUGUGUUGUGUUGCUAAAGUUAUAUACUCUGUUAUCUUUUCCUUAUUUGGUAUCGUUUUGCUAAAGGGUUUUUUUAUAUCUCUAAAGGUACUAAAAAUAUCUAAUCCAUUUACUUUAUUGAUUGUUUUAUCCAGUACCAGCUAUUAUCGUUGUUUUACAUCACCUUAUGUAUUUACUCAUAUUCAUAUCUAUGCGAUUCAAUAAAAGGCUUUUAUAUUGCAA